GUGGCAUUUCUAGGAGAAGGGGGGCGUUGGCUCCCCCGGAAGUGGUGUCGGCAAAGGGUGCGAGGCCGACUGCGGUCCUACUGUUGGAACGGAGCUGGUGCCGCGAGGCCUGGCCAGGUCUUGCGGCUGGGUGUGAGGCGAGGAAGAAGAAAGGAUCCUCCAUGGUCUUCUCAUUCACAGGUUAAGGCUACCUUUCCAGAUAGUCCAACAACUAAGUCACCAGUUUCCUAAGGCAUUUGCACCACCUAUGGAAAACAUCGGAUCCGUGCAUACCAGACAGAUCCUUGGCAACUCAUCCCACCGUCCCCCUGCACAAAAGUUGCUGCACCAGCGGACAAAGAAGGCGACCACUGAGUUUCUUUCUAUUACCAACUAGAUAUAAUAUCCCUGCCAACAAAACAGAGCACACAAAGUGUCUCUUCAUAAUAUCGCAACCAAUUGAGACCACGCUAAGAAAAUCAGCUUGCCUAGAAGAGGACCCCUUCUCUUAGGUAGCCAGGAUUUGAAGGGAGAGACUCUGACCUGUGCCACUGGUAAGUGACUAACUUUUACACACUGAACUGGUCCUGAGAACUGAGAUAUCUUCUUUGUAAGUGAAGAAUUAACAACAUAAUCUUGAAGAACUGCACAGUGGUGUGAGCCAGAGGCAUACUGUGUGUGUGUGAUGGACUGAGAAACAGACAAAUGAAUCUUAUUGAAAGGAUGUCUCAUCUUUUGUUUCUAUUUUCCAGUGUUAGUGUUGUGCUGGCUUAGAUUGUUACCUUUUUCUGGUACCUUUUUUUCUUACUGUUUUUCUAUUCUAAUGGGUCCUAGAAAUCCCUCUCCUGACCCCUUAUCAGAAUCAGAGAGUGAGGAAGAAGAAAAUGCUAACUACCUAAAUGAGAGCUCUGGGGAAGAGUGGGAUUCCUCUGAAGAAGAGGACCCUGUGGUGCCCAACCUAACACCUCUUGAGAGUCUUGCCUGGCAGGUUAAGUGCCUUUUAAAAUAUUCUACAACUUGGAAACCUUUAAAUCCUAAUUCCUGGUUAUAUCAUGCUAAACUCUUGGAUGCCAGCACACCAGUGCACAUACUUCGAGAGAUAGGUCUAAGACUCUCCCAUUGCUCCCAUUGCGUACCCAAACUGGAACCAAUUCCUGAAUGGCCUCCUCUGGCUUCUUGUGGAGUCCCGCCUUUUCAAAAGCCCCUUACAAGUCCCAGCCGGCUUUCUAGAGAUCAUGCCACUCUAAACGGAGCCCUGCAGUUUGCCACCAAACAGUUAAGCCGAACACUGAGUAGAGCCACUCCCAUUCCUGAAUACCUAAAACAAGUUCCCAACUCAUGUGUCUCUGGUUGCUGCUGUGGCUGGUUAACUAAAACAGUUAAGGAAACAACCCGCACUGAACCCAUCAACACUACUUACUCCUACACUGACUUCCAAAAGGCAGUUAACAAACUCCUGACUGCAUCACUAUAAAGACCCACCAUUCCUUCUCAUGUCUGUCAUGUUGCUGCCUGAGAAAGGAAUACAGUUACACAGCCUGCAGUUGAGAAACUAAUGUCUUCUCAACCAAACUGUGCCCUGUCUCGCAAGCUGAAGUACGAUCCAGUACUGAAUAUAUACCUGAGUCUCGUGACUCAGCUACA
Messenger RNA from Vicugna pacos (alpaca), 1623 nucleotides. It is a transcript of the gene DCAF16, whose product is annotated as DDB1 and CUL4 associated factor 16. Gene Ontology annotation, cellular component: Cul4-RING E3 ubiquitin ligase complex. NCBI's taxonomy places the organism in Eukaryota, Metazoa, Chordata, Mammalia, Artiodactyla, Camelidae. The record is from RefSeq and is a predicted model, not a curated record.